AUGCAGGACUUGGACGCCGGCUCUUUCGGAUCGCAGUGGUUCUCGUUUAGCAUUAAAAGUCUGUAUACUAGUUCACCGAUAUGCUAUACGAGGCGACGAAUAGCAGCAUUCUGUAGCCAAACUAAAGAAUUCAUCCACCAUGUCCUCACACCGGAUGCUUCCGAUAUUAGUCAACUACCUGGCAGUGACAACUACAUAAUUUCCAACUUCGAGCCUAUUGGGAAGCCUGUCUCCGCUGUAUACAGUCCUGCGCAGAGGGAAUUACUUCUCCAGCAACUCAACUAUGUCGACAUGGCUCUGCUGGAGCAGCAGGUCCUGACAAGCAGGAAAGUACAUUCUGUGGAGGAAUAUCUCGAGCGUAGGAUGGGCUCGAGUGCUAAUGGCGUUGUGCUUGCUUUGAUUGAGAUGACCGACGACCUCCAUUCCGCCAGAAGGAGCUUUAUAGCAUUCCUGUCUAGUAAACUCGGACAAGUCGACACGAUUCUUUCUCUGCUGUACCUCCAACACGGCUCUCUACAGAAAGGAGUUGACCAGGCCUUCGAGAUGAUCCGCUCCGCCGUUGCCGAAUUCAAUGUCCUAUCCAAACAAUUCCUCGCCACCUACUUGAAUGACGUCGAACUGCAUGCGAUGCUGCAGAAGUACAUUGCUGAGUUGCACACGAAGCGAUACCAUGUUGGCAGUGAGUAUGUCGGCGGAGAUAAAAAGCCAAAGGACACAGGAGCAAUUCCAGGUCCUCUUAAGACAUUCUCGACUGGCAUUUUGAUUGAGCCUUGUGCAACGUGCACAGUAUCAUGGGCCGCUGGUCAAACUGCAGUGAGUACUCGUCUUCCAGAGGGCAUGCAGCGAAUCAGCUAUGACGCAGACACGCAGGUGUACACUUAUCAGGAUGCCGACGGCACACUGUGGGAGGGGGCACCGGGGGCGCGAUACGGGGUGUUGAAAAGGGUCCAAACAUUACCAACCCUCCCAGAAGAAGUCAAUCCUCCUUCUCCUUCUCCCUCCUCACUGUCCACCAACACAUCAGGGCAAUUCAAGCACUUUGACCAGUUUGACAUAUGCCAGUGCCAAUGCCAGAAUGAAAAGAAGCCCUUAUCUACCUCGACCGGAAAUACUGCUGCUGUUACCAGCGACAGAAAGAAACACCAUGAACGUGAAGGUGGACGUGGACGCGGACGAGGACGCUUUUUCGCUGUUCUUUUUCUUCAGCGGGCGAGGUCGACUUCUACUGCUACUGCUAGUACAGCCACGACAGCUACUACCGCUACUUCUACUUCGAUAGCUACUACUACUGCGACUAAUGGCAGUGAUAAUACUCUUCUGUCCAGUCCAGUCUGGUGA
Rasamsonia emersonii CBS 393.64 is the source of this 1338-nucleotide messenger RNA. Its product is annotated as LysM domain-containing protein. The transcript is spliced from 13 exons. NCBI's taxonomy places the organism in Eukaryota, Fungi, Ascomycota, Eurotiomycetes, Eurotiales, Trichocomaceae. The coding region runs from base 1 to 1338 and encodes 445 amino acids. The record is from RefSeq and is a predicted model, not a curated record.